GGAAGUCUAAUACAGAACCCGGAAGCGGCCUGGCAGCUGCUGUCUGCGUUGCAGCACUUGUUGUUUGUCGGUGUCUCUGGUUACCAAGGAAACCAGAGCUUAUAGGUUACAGUAUGGCGGCAGACGAGAAAAUGGAGGUGACGGUGAAAACGCUGGACUCCCAGACCCGGACUUUCACGGUGGAGAAAGAGAUCACGGUGAAAGACUUCAAAGACCAGAUCUCCAGUUCUGUAGGAAUACCCCCAGAAAAGCAGCGGCUCAUUUAUCAGGGCCGAGUAUUACAGGAGGACAAGAAGCUGAAAGAAUACAAUGUAGAUGGGAAGGUGAUCCAUCUCGUGGAACGCGCUCCACCCCAAACCCAGUCUGCUGCGGGGGGUGCAGCUCCUUCAGGUUCUUCCACCGGUGCCAACGGAGCAAGUGGAGCAGGGGCCGGAGGUCCGGAGAGAAAUGGGAACAGCUACGUGAUGGUGGGAACGUUUAACCUGCCGCAUGUGAUGUCAGGACUCGGUGAAGCUGCUAGAGGACCCAGGGUUUCCGCCGUUAGUGGGAGUGAUGGCUCCUCUCUCGAUGUCCAUAUAAACCUAGAUCAGCAACUCCCAGUCCAGAGCGAGCCCCGCGUCCGCCUCGUGCUGGCGCAGCACAUGAUACAGGACCUGCAACGGAUAGUGGAUCGCCUGGAGGGAAAUGGCAGCAGCGAGCAACCUACUGAGCCCAUGGAUACCUCCGCCGCUGAAGGAGAGAGUGGCAGCAGGGAAGCUCCAGCUCAAAGCAUCCCCGGUACCGACGGGCAGCCGGGUGCAGCCGCUCCCAGCCACCCAUCCCCCUCUGAAUACGGCGAUGUCCUCCAGUCUCUCUCGCGAGUGGAAGAACGUCUCGCCCCGUUCAUGCAGCGGUACCGGGAAAUCAUCAGCAAUGCUACCUCCGGCGUCUAUGACAACCAAGAGGACAGGGAACAGUCUCAACGUGUGCUCAAUCUGGUCGGCGAGUCUCUGCGCCUUCUGGGAAACGUUUUGGUUGCUUUGUCCGAUCUCCGCUGUAACCUGUCGUCGGCCUCUCCCCGUCACUUGCAUGUGGUACGGCCCAUGUCGCAUUACGCAGGGCCAAUGCUGCUGCAGCAGGCAGCCAUACCAAUACAGAUUAACGUUGGGACGACGGUGACGAUGACCGGAAACGGAGCCCACACCGGACAAGCCUCUCCCGAAGGGACCCCAGCCUCGACCGUUCCUCCCGGUGCACCUGACCAGCAAAGAGGGGCGCCAGAGAGUCAGUCGGCCCCCACUGGGGAACCAACUCCGUCCCAAGCCCCACCACCUUCUGCUCCUCCACCGCACCCCCGCGUUAUCCGUAUCACUCACCAGACCGUGGAACCCGUCAUGAUGAUGCACAUGAACAUCCAAGAUUCGGGAUCUGGUGGUCCUACGAACGUCCCUCCUCCCCCUGCAGGGCACGGAGGUGGUCCGCACAUUCACAUGCCUGGUCUGCCCCCCGAGUUCAUGCAGGCGAUUUCACACCAGAUUACCCAGCAAGCCUUGGCCGCGGCGUCAGGGCAGCAAAUUCCCGGCUUCCAGGCUCAGACCCCUCGCUUUGUGUUCACAAGGCCUGUUACCCCCCUUCAGCCACCCCGUCCCGGGGCAAACGUACCCGGGCCAGGAGCUGGGGCAGCAGCUGGACCCGCUUCCGGCCCGACGGCUGCGCCAGUAGCCGAUGCCUCCUUGGCCCAGAUGAUCAGCGGACUCGUCGGUCAGCUUCUCAUGCAUCCGGUCAUCGUCGCCCAGGGCGGCAGCACAACUUCCACAUCGUCAACUUCAUCUUCCGCUUCUACGUCCUCCUCCACCUUCACCACCCAAACCACCACCACCAGCAGCUCCUCUUCCUUCCCCAGCCCUCCCUCUGCUCCAUCCGGCCCCGCUCCACAGCCGGCCCCUGGGCCCGAACAACAGCUCUCCCAGCUCCUUGGCUCCCUGCUGGGCACGGCAAGCUCCGGGAUGGCAAACAUUGCCAUGGGUUCCCCGAGUAUCACCGUGGCUGUGCCAGGGAUGCCAGCGUUUCUACAGGGAGUCACCGACAUGCUGCAGGCUUCCCAGCCGAUUCCUGUAUCCACUUCGGUUCCGCAGUCCUUCGCUCAGCCCCCUCCGUCGGCUCCGUCGCCCCCUGCGGCUCCCGCCGCCCCACCUCAAGGUGCCGCCGCAGACUCCCUGCCCCCUGAGUUCUUCACCAGCGUGGUCCAGGGUGUCCUCUCCUCCAUGCUCGGGUCCCUGAGCGCAGCCGAUCAGAGCGGGACGGAGAGUAUUGCGGCUUUCAUCCAACGGCUCAGCGGCUCCCAUAAUAUCUUCCAGCCCGAUGCCGAGGGACCCGGGGGGUUCUUCGGGGACCUCUUGUCUCUGAUCUGUCACCACUUCUCCCUGGUGGACAUGGUAAUGUUACUGCAUGGACAGUCGCAGCCCCUGCAGAAUCUGCAGCCCCAGCUCCGUUCCUUCUUCCUCCAGCAAUACCUGCAUCAGGCAGACCCCACUCCGCAGAAUAUCCAGAUGGCGUCUCGUAAUCUCAUUAAUGGACUAGAGGAAUAUAUACGGGAGAGCUUUGCUUCGGUUACUGUCCGUGACGGGGUUGACAUCACCAGGACAAACCUUGAAUUCCUACAAGAGCAGUUCACCCGGAUCACGACGCACAUCCUACAUUGCGCAGACUCCACGUUCGGUCAGCGUCUUCUGGAGAUGUGUAACCAGUCGCUCUUCGAAUGGCUGGCUCUGAAUCUUUACUGCCUGCGAGGAGAUCAGAGCGCGCUAACGUCCGUCAUUAACGAGAGAAUCAGGAGGCUUUCUCUCGACGUCUCUCCUGCGUUGGUCUCAUGGGUGACGUCUGUCCUCUCUCUGCGGCUCCAAGUCCUCCUGGGGCAAAUGCCGGUAACGGAGGCGGAAGUGCUUCGACACGUUCGGAGGGGGUCCGACUCUCAGGGUGCAGAGUCUCCUUCCCAGGAACAGCCCAUGGAGACCACGCCGGCUGACAGCCAGCACACCGGGGCUGCCUCUCCCGUUCCGGCCACUACCGUAGAGGAGGUCAUGUUCUUACCCCCUCCGAGUUCAGCGCCUAUCCUGUGCCCCGAGUCUGACCGUACCCCGCAGGCAGAGGCCGGGGCCGAGCCGUGGGCCGCUGCUGUUCCCCCAGAAUGGGUCCCGGUUAUCAGGCAGGAUUUGCAGAGUCAGAGGAAGAUCAAACAGCAGCCCCCCUUGAGUGAUGCCUACCUAAGCGGUAUGCCUGCCAAGCGCCGCAAGACGAUGCAGGGCGAAGGUCCUCACCUCUCCCUCUCGGAAGCCGUAAACCGGGCGAUGAGGACAACGGGAGCCAAGCCAGAAAGCAGCGCAGAAAGUCUAAGAAGGGAACUUGAUAACGGAGAAGCACAAGGAAGGUACAGAGAGCAGCUCUGCGAAGACAUCCAGAGAGUUCUUCAGGAUAACGAGUCGUACAGCCCUCAGCGAUUCCCCAACACGCAGCGGGUGUUCAGGGGAGACCCCUAAGCACAGACCGGCCCUAAACAUAAUAUUGUCUGUCACUGUGGUAGUCAUAUAUAUAUAUAUAUUAUAAUAUAUAUAUGUUCCUAAACAUGGUACCCGCUCCCCCAAUCUAUGGACAUUGCACCCCCGGUCUGAAUGUAUGGUGCAGACCGUGACGGCUGGACAGCUCGUACCCCUCCCCCCCCCCUGCAUUUAGUAUGAAUCCUAAAGCGUGACUGUGUACAGAAAUCCUCAGACAGUAAGAAUGCAGCCCUAAAUUAUACAUCGGACCCCCUCGAAUCACGCUGUGUGUACCCCUCAAUCACGUGCCCGGCGGCGUACGCGGAGAUUUUAUGAAACGUCCCUUUUUCUUCCCGUCGGAUUGUGUCGUGAUGAAGACGCACCUCGUCCCCGCAGCAGCAACGCACACGCAGGUCUCUGUCUGUGAACCCCCCCCAAUAAAAAGUUUUAAAA
This is a messenger RNA of Spea bombifrons (plains spadefoot toad), 3965 nucleotides long. It is a transcript of the gene BAG6, whose product is annotated as BAG cochaperone 6. The transcript is spliced from 27 exons. NCBI's taxonomy places the organism in Eukaryota, Metazoa, Chordata, Amphibia, Anura, Pelobatidae. The coding region runs from base 114 to 3515 and encodes 1133 amino acids. Gene Ontology annotation, molecular function: polyubiquitin modification-dependent protein binding; misfolded protein binding. Gene Ontology annotation, cellular component: BAT3 complex. The record is from RefSeq and is a predicted model, not a curated record.